Messenger RNA from Stegostoma tigrinum, 811 nucleotides. RefSeq names its product PCNA clamp associated factor (gene pclaf). Gene Ontology annotation, biological process: regulation of cell cycle; translesion synthesis. Gene Ontology annotation, cellular component: nucleus. The coding region runs from base 85 to 441 and encodes 118 amino acids. NCBI's taxonomy places the organism in Eukaryota, Metazoa, Chordata, Chondrichthyes, Orectolobiformes, Stegostomatidae. The transcript has 4 exons. The record is from RefSeq and is a predicted model, not a curated record. Gene Ontology annotation, molecular function: chromatin binding.
AAGGCGCGAGCCGGGCCGCUGGUUUAAGAAGCGGGAGGCGGGAGCGGCGCGAGGCUGGCCCCCUCCAACCGCCCCCUGACGAAGAUGGUCCGUACCAAGGCUGACAGUCCGUCCACCUCCACCGGCUCCUUUCGCAAAGCUGUUGCUGCCAGAGCACCAAGGAAGGCACUUGGGUGUGCAAGUGCAACCAAUGUCUCUCUAACAUCUCCAGGGAAAAAAGAAAACAAAUAUGCUGGUGGGAACCCAGUAUGCCCAAGACCUACCCCAAAGUGGCAGAAAGGGAUUGGAGAAUUCUUUGGCCCUUUCAAACAGCCUGGAAAGGAGAAUACAGAACCCUCAGAUGUCAGCAGUAGUAGCAAGGCUGGAACAAGUAAAGCUCCAAGGAGGGCAUAUGUUCUACCUGAGGACUUGGACGAAGCAGCUUCAGAUGGAGAGAACUGAAUACCACUUGCCCACCAUGUCUAAUACUUGAAGAGCUCUUGGCGUGUAUAUUUGUAUAUAUGUCUAUUGCUAUGUAGUAUGGAUUUCUUAGUUGUAUUGUACAGUUGAAAUACCAUUAAAGCCAUAGCUACAGAACUGAUUUAAAAAUUACUCGCUGAGUACUCUGGUCCAAGGCCAGUGGUCCCUCAGCUAAAUGAGACUUUCUAUCUACAUAAUUAUUUGUUUUAUUAUAUCUUUUGACUUGUACUCAUGUUGAUGGGUGGGGUUAAAAAUAAAACUUGUAUGAACCAAGGCCAUAACCUAUUUUAGUGGCCUUGCUGUAUCUUGCAAUUUAUCUUUUUAUAAUAAAUUUUAAGGUGUGCCAAACUCA